Molecule: messenger RNA, 1162 nt
Organism: Motacilla alba alba
Lineage: Eukaryota; Metazoa; Chordata; Aves; Passeriformes; Motacillidae
Gene: HOXC10
Product: homeobox C10
Exons: 2
Coding region: 86-985 (299 amino acids)
Biological process (GO): regulation of transcription by RNA polymerase II
Cellular component (GO): nucleus
Molecular function (GO): RNA polymerase II cis-regulatory region sequence-specific DNA binding; DNA-binding transcription factor activity, RNA polymerase II-specific
Source: RefSeq, a predicted model, not a curated record
UCUCUCUCCUCCUUCCCCCCCUCGCUAAAAAAAAGAUGUCAGCCCCCGGCCGGAGUAUUCCUGCCGCCGAGCGCUGCCGGAGAAAAUGUCGUGUCCCGGCGGCGCGGCUCCCGGCGCCUUCCUGAUGGAGCCGCUGGCCCGGCCCGAGCCCUUCUCCGCGCCCGCGGGGCUCUUCGCGCAGCCCGCGGAGCUGCCGCCGCUGCGCAGCUGCGCCGCGCUCCCCAAGCGCGACGAGGCCUCGCCGGGCUCCUUCCCGUCCUACCUGGCGCAGCUGGACGCCUGGGCCGAGCCCAAGGGCUCCUCGCGGCCCGGCUGCGCCUUCGCCGCCGUCAAGGAGGAGGGCGGCUGCUGCCUGUUCGCCGAGAAGCGGCCCGGCGGCGCCGACAGCUCCGGCCUGUUCGCCGAGCCCUGCCUGGGCGAGCCCGAGCCGCCCGGGGCCGGCUUCUACCGCUACCCCGCGCUCGACAAGAGCCCCGAGCCCGCCGAGCUCCGCGCCGCCUUCCAGAGCGCCGGCGGCCGCGGGGAAGCGACCCCCGAGGCGGCGUCGCCCCCGUUCCAGCGGCACUGCCCCCGCAGCGCCGGCGCGGAGCAGCCGCGGGGCGAAAUCAAAGCGGAAAAAGCCAAAGCGAGCGCGGCCGAGGCCGACGAGGAGCGGCGGAAAAGCGCGGACGCCGGCAGCACCGACAACUCGGACUGCGAGGCCAAAGACGGGCCGCGGGCCGAGGGCGCGGGCGGGACGUGGCUGACGGCGCGCAGCGGGCGCAAGAAGCGCUGCCCCUACACCAAGCACCAGACGCUGGAGCUGGAGAAGGAGUUCCUGUUCAACAUGUACCUGACCCGCGAGCGCCGCCUGGAGAUCAGCCGCAGCAUCGCGCUCACCGACCGCCAGGUCAAGAUCUGGUUCCAGAACCGCCGCAUGAAGCUCAAGAAGAUGAACCGCGAGAGCCGCGUCAGCCAGCUCAGCGCCGGCUUCGGCUUCAGCUGAGCAACGCCCGCCCGCCCCUCCGCGCCGCCGGCCUCUCGGGGCUCCCUAGCUUUUCUUUUGAUUUUUUUUUGGAUUUUUUUCUGAUUUUUUGGGGGUUUUUUUUUGGCCGUUUAAUCAGCAUUUUACUGUUGUUUUGUUUUGUUGUUUUAUUCUGUUAUUUUAUUUUAUUAUUUUCUG